CUUUCCUUGCUCAGCGAGUUAUCUGUUAGUUUGUGAAGCAUCUCUUUGGCUCUGGAUAUGUAUUUCAUGCACACGUUAAAUAUUCGUUAAUUGAAGAAAUGUACCCAUGCCCGAGAAUAUGUAACAAGGCCAGAUCUUCUUUUCUCGUUAUCAUUUUCCCCGCAACCAGUGCUGAGAGUCGCAAAGGACAAAGCCUUCCAUCUAUGACAUCCGAAAACCAACUGAACUCACCCGCCGCGUCUAGUCAACAAAUACAAGGCAACCACAGACACGCACCUCGCCGUAGUAGCAACCGCAUAUUCCGCAGCCACCUGAUCUAACCCAAACGUCAGCAAUAACCAAGUCAGCCCCUCCUUCACCAACAUAUAGACCACCCAAGAAAGGCCCAACCCCCACCCAACACACGAGAGAAUAAC
Messenger RNA from Aspergillus pseudotamarii, 416 nucleotides. RefSeq lists its product as uncharacterized. The transcript has a single exon. The record is from RefSeq and is a predicted model, not a curated record. NCBI's taxonomy places the organism in Eukaryota, Fungi, Ascomycota, Eurotiomycetes, Eurotiales, Aspergillaceae. The coding region runs from base 99 to 320 and encodes 73 amino acids.